AGAGAGAGAUUUCAGUUCCAGCAGCCUCCUUCCUCCAACACUUCCUUAAAGCUCUUUAAAGGUUUUUUAAGUCGAGUCUCCGGACAAACGGCGCCUCGCGCGGACAGAAAGCCGUGUCCGUGUCUCCAGAGGCGGAGGCUCAGGUGAGAGGUCACCAUGGCACCCUUCCUGCGUAUGGCCUUCAAAACCUAUGACAUGGGUGCUCUGCAUCCAAUCUCUGCACCUCCCAUCUGUGCAGUCAAGAUGAAGGAGUCUAUCAGCACGGAGCGAGGAAAGACUCUGGUACAGAGGAAGCCCACAAUGUAUCCAGCCUGGAUGUCCACUUUUGACGCUCACGUCUAUGAGGGACGUGUCCUUGAGUUGGACCUCAUGGAGACUGCUGAGGAAGCAUUGGCCAGUGUCACGGUGGGCUUGUCUGUACUGGCAGAACGUUGCAAGAAAGCCAAAAAUAACGGAAGUGCCGAGUUCUGGCUGGAUCUGCAGCCUUCUGGGAAGGUCCAGAUGUCUGUUCAGUUCUUCCUAGAAGACAGUGAUGCAGCGGCGUGUAAGCCAUCAGUGAAAGUCGUCCCCGAGGAUGGAACUAUGACCCUCAACAGGAGGAGAGGAGCAUUCAAGCAGCCCAAGCUUCAUGUUAUCAAAAGCCAUGAAUUCACCGCUACCUUCUUUGGCCAGCCGACCUUCUGCUCUGUGUGCAGAGAGUUCCUCUGGGGUCUCAACAAGCAAGGUUACAAGUGCAGGCAAUGCAAUGCCGCAAUCCACAAGAAGUGUAUCGACAUGAUCAUUGGCAGGUGCACUGGAACAGCAGCCAACAGUAGAGACACAAUGUUCCAGAAAGAGCGCUUUAAGAUUGAUAUGCCGCAUCGCUUCAAGUUCUAUAACUACAGAAGUCCUACCUUCUGUGACCACUGUGGCAGUCUACUGUGGGGUCUCUACAGACAGGGCCUGAAAUGUGAAGACUGUGCCAUGAACGUACACAGUUACUGUCAGAAGAAAGUCGGAAAUCUCUGUGGAAUCAACCAGAAAUUGCUGGCAGAGGUUCUGUCUCAAGUCUCCCAGAAAUCUUCAAGGAAGUCUGAUAAAUCCAAUGAAGCAGAUAUCGGGAUCUACCAAGAUGUCCAAAGUACUACAGUAAACUCUAGUGACGAUAAUCGGAAAGCUCAGGAGAAUUCACUGUCAAAGAAAGCUCAACCAGUACAUCCUGUCUCUCAAAAACACCUCACCGUCAGCCAUUUGGUAUUCCACAAGGUUCUGGGAAAAGGCAGCUUUGGGAAGGUGCUGUUGGCAGAGCUUAAAGGGAAGGGCGAGUUCUUUGCUGUGAAGGUCCUGAAGAAAGAUGUAGUUCUCAUGGAUGAUGAUGUGGAGUGUACCAUGGUUGAGAAGCGAGUCCUGGCCCUCGCCUGGGAGAACCCCUUCCUCACACACCUCUACUCCACAUUCCAAACUAAAGAGCACCUCUUCUUUGUAAUGGAAUACUUGAAUGGAGGGGACUUGAUGUUCCACAUCCAAGACAAAGGCCGCUUCGAUCUCAACAGAGCCACAUUCUAUUCUGCUGAGAUCAUCGUGGGACUGCAGUUCCUCCAUUCAAAAGGAAUUAUCUACAGAGAUCUGAAGCUGGACAAUGUUAUGCUGGACAAAUAUGGACACAUAAAGAUUGCAGACUUUGGAAUGUGCAAAGAGAAUGUGUUUGGAGAUGUCAGAGCCACCACAUUCUGUGGGACACCAGACUAUAUUGCACCAGAGAUCCUUUUAGGACAGAAGUACACCUUCUCUGUGGACUGGUGGUCUUUUGGUGUACUUGUGUUUGAGAUGCUGAUUGGUCAGUCACCUUUCCAAGGUGAUGAUGAGGACGAGCUGUUUGAAUCCAUCAGGAUGGACACUCCUUACUACCCUCGAUGGAUCACCAAAGAGGCCAAAAAUCUACUUGAACUAUUGUUUGAGCGAGAUCCAAGCCGCAGGUUAGGUGUGGUGGGAAACAUCCGAGGCCAUUCUUUCUUCAAAACGAUUAACUGGCCAGCACUGGAGAGGAGAGAAAUAGAUCCACCUUUCAAACCUAAAGUGAAAUCCCCCAGUGACUGCAGCAACUUUGACCGAGAGUUCCUGAGUGAGAAGCCACGCCUUUCCCACGCAGAUAAGAACCUCAUCGAGUCCAUGGACCAGGCAGCCUUCGCUGGCUUUUCCUUUGUCAACCCCAAACUGGAAACCAUAACUCAUUGAAAAGCUGAACUAGAUCAUGUGGAUCACAAUUACAGCUGGUUGGAGAAAGUCUUGACUGUGCUUUUUGAGUUCCUCAGAGGAUUUAAAAAGGGAUGUUUUCUUGGCAUUCAGGCAGUGAUCCUCUGAUACCCGGCUGUGUAAGAACAUAAAUUUAUAUUUAAGGGAGAUGCAUAAGAAUUGAGUGUCAUAUUAAUUGUUGCUUGGGGAUUAAGUGACUUCUGUUUUUCUUACUUUUUUCCGGUUUUAAUACCAUUUGUUACACAAAAACUACUGAAUCAGUUUUCUUCAAAUUUGGUGUUGAGACUGGACAUGGCCAAAGACAGAACCCAUUAACUCUCAGACCUGAUCUGAUUUUUUUUUUUUUUUUUUUUUUUAGGAGUGGAUCCUACAAUUUUUUCAUAUUUAGUUUUUCCACUGUCUUUAACAUUGUGAGAUGGGGCAUUUUUCAACAGUUUUGUGAAUUUCUCAAGAGACAAUCUGGUGUGGAUUUGGAUAACAUUAUUAUUCAGAUUUGCACCAAAUCACAACUGCUUAGAUAUUGUCAUUCUGCAUAUGCCUUUCUUUUUCCAAGUAGAUUGUGCAUCAUUUCUUGAGAGCUUCCCAGAAAUGUUGAAACUGUAAUGUUGAUACUGAAGAUAGCAGAGGAAGCGGGGGGGUCAUUAAGAUUUACAGAGAUAUAUCAAGCUGGAUUUUGAAGCAGAUCCAGUAUCGAGUGCCCUCCACCAAAAGUCUUGGUGGAGGGCACUAGAAGGGCAUUCUUUGAGUGCCCUUUUAGUCCUUCCUUGUGAUUGUGCCUAUGAAUCAAACAAUGUACUUUAUCUAAAUGAACAUGCACAAAGCCACACUUACUCCACAAAUAUACAGUCUUUAUGCCGGUACAGUUCAUGAGAAAUCUGAGGUACAAAUUCAAUCUCCCUCAGUGCUUUGUUGUCUGUUUGUGUGUGUGUGUCUCUUCUAUCACAUCCCAUCUCAGUAAAUGUGUGGGUCAGAUAAUGCCUUCAGUGUGAAGUAAAAUUAUUAGUGAACUGAGUGGAUUAACACUGUACUGCCUUGAGAAAUCAGAAAUAAUCUAAGCAAACCCCAGACAAGCCCUUGUGCUGAAGACCCACCCACCCUUGUUUCUACCAAGGAGGUCAUAGUUCCAUCUGCAUUUGUUUAUCUGUCUGUUCAUCAGCAGGAUGUCUGAAAAAGUCAGAUGAGCUGCUUCAUCACUGGGGACAGAGACACGGAUAAACAAGCAGUAUGAGACACAUUAAGGUUUAGGCACAUUAAAAAAAAAAAUUUAAAAAUGUAAACGUCUCUCACCUACCCACUUGUAUUGACUCAGUCGGCCUUCGGGGCCCACAUCACUCUCCUCUUAGCUGUUUGAGAUAUACCUGGGUCAGGCUAUCUUCAAGCACUUGGAAUGUAUAAAAACAUGGAUCAUUGUUUUAGGGCGCACAAGCAGCUGGCACUCUGCAACAGCUGCACAUCAUCUGCUGUUUCUCCAGUCAGAGUAAACCCCACGCCCCUCUACAAAUAGAGUUCACUGACGUUUGGUGGGGAUGUAGGUGAUUGGUCAAUUUUGUUCCAGAUUACAAGCCUGGAUCAUUUUAAUUAAUCAUUUUGUAAUAUGUUAUUUGUACUCUGGUGAAACCAGUGCUUCUAUACCUGCAAUUCAGCUCUGUUCAGGACAGACAAACUGAGAAUCAUCGGGCCUUGUUGGAGGUACGCACUAUCUGUAUGCCCUCUAGUUCCUGUAUGGCAGUCAAUUCUCACGUUGUGCAUAAUAGUGCAAGCAGUUGUAUAAAAUACAUAUUUCUAUGACUGUAAAUUUGCUGGGGUGUCAGACAUACUUUAAAGGGUUGCAGCAGUAGCACGGUACUUAUCUGUACAUCUAUUUUUGUUGAAGGAUGUUAUUUUAUGUAGAAAGAAGGGGUGUUUUGCUGUAUGCAAGAUGGCUUUUAAAUGUGGUCUAUAACUUAAAUGUAGGAAUUUUAAAGGGAAAUCAAUCUGUAUAUAUUGAAAUUGUGUAUAUUACUACUAGAUGUAUGUCAGUUAUGGGUGUAUUUGUUUUUUAUUUUUUUAAACAUUUGAUUAUAAAUAAAGUGAAUGAAAUUAA
This is a messenger RNA of Thalassophryne amazonica, 4315 nucleotides long. RefSeq names its product protein kinase C delta type-like. Gene Ontology annotation, molecular function: diacylglycerol-dependent serine/threonine kinase activity; ATP binding. Gene Ontology annotation, biological process: protein phosphorylation. The transcript is spliced from 17 exons. Lineage: Eukaryota; Metazoa; Chordata; Actinopteri; Batrachoidiformes; Batrachoididae. Bases 157 to 2214 code for a protein of 685 amino acids. The record is from RefSeq and is a predicted model, not a curated record.